Daucus carota subsp. sativus is the source of this 538-nucleotide messenger RNA. RefSeq lists its product as uncharacterized. The transcript is spliced from 2 exons. The record is from RefSeq and is a predicted model, not a curated record. Lineage: Eukaryota; Viridiplantae; Streptophyta; Magnoliopsida; Apiales; Apiaceae. Bases 163 to 402 code for a protein of 79 amino acids.
UUUAUCUCCGAAAUUCAAGAAAAAUCAGAAGACUGAAUCGAACAAUCCUAGAGACGCCCGCAUCCUCCUUUAUAUAUAUAUAUAUUGAAUCUUUAGAGUGAGCUUGUUUCUUCUAUCUUCUGGGCGACAUUGACAAAGAGACCAAGCGCCAGGUAACUAAACAUGGGAAAUAAGGCUGCUAAGCCAGAACCAAAGAAGGACGAGAUUCUUGUGAAGGUCAUGCCUCCACUCGACCCUACAUAUGUUCGCUGGCUUGCUCGAGACCUGGAACGAAUCUAUGGCUAUACUCCCAAAUAUCCUUGUGCAGUGAAACCACCAGAUCAUUAUAUCGAGUACAUGCGUUUACAAGGAUGGUUGGAUGUGGACUUGAAUGACCCCGACUUAGCUCAUCUGUUCAAGUAAAUUACAUGUUCUGUACUUAUAAAAGUCUUUCUAUCACUUAAAGCUAAUUUUAUUACUUGAAAUUUGUAGCAAACACAGUAUGCUGACAUUCAAUUAUGCUUGCAUGUAUACAAAUUGUCAAUGUGUUUAAUCUGUA